UCCCUGUGGAGGCCGACCAGAGUCCCGGGUUCGAGCCGGAGCCCCGGGAGAAAGGAGCCGCCUGCCGGUAGCAUGCCUUUGUGGCAGCGAAGGGCCACCCCCAGGAGUGGCCAGCUGGACCUGGCGGAAGCUGGGCCCAUGGCUGCCGGAGGGGGCGUGAAGGUGCUGCUGCACUGGACGGGGCCCAGCGGCGGGGAGCCGUGGGUCACCUUCAGCGAGGCGGCGCUGACAGCCGAGGAGGCUUGCAUCCACAUCGCACACAGGAUCGGCAUCACGCCACCUUGCUUUCAUCUCUUUGCGCUCUUCGACGCCCAGGCCCAAGUGUGGCUGCCUCCAAACCACGUCCUGGAGGUGUCCGGGGACGCGGGCCUCACGCUGUAUUUCCGCAUGAGGUUCUACUUCCGGAACUGGCACGGCAUGAAUGCCCAGGAGCCGGCCGUGUACCGCUGCGGGCCACCCGGGACCGAGGGCACGUCGGAACGGGCAGUGCAGGGGUUCCAGCUCCUGGAUUCUGCCUCGUUUGAGUACCUUUUCGAGCAGGGCAAGCAUGAGUUUGUGAAUGACGUAGCCUCGCUGUGGGAGCUGUCGAGCGAGGAAGAGAUCCACCACUUCAAGAAUGAGAGCCUGGGCAUGGCCUUCCUGCAUCUGUGCCACCUGGCGCUGGGCUGGGGCGUCCCGUUGGAGGAGGUGGCUGGGAAGAUCAGCUUCAAGCACUGCAUUCCGCGCUCCUUCCGGCAGCACAUCCGCCAGAACAACGCUCUCACCCGCCUGCGCCUGCGCCGCGUCUUCCGCAGAUUCCUGCGGGCCUUCCAGCCGGGCCACCUGUCACCGCAGGCGGUCAUGACCAAGUACCUGGCCACGUUGGAGCGCCUGGCUCCCCGCUUUGGCUCGGAGCACGUGCCCGUCUGCUACCUUCGCCUGCUGGCCCAGGCCGAGGCCGAGGCCUGCUACAUUCACGACCACAGGCAGAGCCCUGCGAACCCCUGCAACCCUGCGACCCCCGAGCCCCCCACGCAUGAGGUGCUGGUGACGGGCACGGGUGGCAUCCAGUGGCGCUCAAUCCCGGAGAAAGAUCCCAGCGGGGGCAGCGAUGGCGGAGAGGGGCAUCCCCGGGCCAGAGCCAGCCUGUCCGGGAAGGAAGGCAGGGCCCCCAAGGACGCACCCUCGGAGCAGCCCACGUGGACCCACUUCUGCGACUUCCAGGACAUCACGCACCUGGUGCUGGGCGAACGCCACGUCAGCAUCCACUUGCAGGAUAACCAGUGCCUGGAGCUGCGCCUGCCCUCCCGGGCCGCGGCCCUGUCCUUCGCGGCGCUGGUGGACGGCUAUUUCCGGCUCACCACCGACUCCAGCCACUACCUGUGCCAUGAGGUGGCACCCCCGCGCGUGGUGAUGAGCAUUCAGGAUGGCAUCCACGGACCCCUGCUGGAGCCGUUUGUGCGGGCUAAGCUGCAACCCGUGGAUGGCCUCUACCUCAUCCACUGGAGCGCCAGCCACCUCUACCGCCUCAUCCUGACCGUGGCCCAGCGUGACCCGGCACCUGGUGGCAGCUCACGGAGCUUACGUCUGCGCAAAUUCCCCAUCGAGCUUCGGGAUGGAGCCUUCGUGCUGGAGGGCUGGACUCGCUCCUUCACCAGCAUGCGGGAGCUGAGGGCCGCCCUGCACGGCUGCUCGCUGCGAACUGGGGCGGACUGCUUCCCCCUGCGACGCUGCUGCCUGCCGGGGCCUAGAGAGCUCUCGAACCUCAUUGUCAUGCGUGGGCCCCACGCCACCUCCAGGCCUCUCAACGUCUGCCAGCUCAGCUUCCACCGGAUCCACCAGGAUGAGAUCUGCCAGCUGUCACACUUGGGCCAGGGCACAAGGACGAACGUGUACGAGGGCCUCCUGCGCGUGGGGUGCCCCGAGGAAAACCAGGUGGACAGCGGGGAGCCGUCAGCCCCAGCCGGGGCCCAGGGCCGGGAGCUACGGGUGGUGCUCAAAGUGCUGGAUGCCAGCCACCACGACAUUGCCCUGGCCUUCUACGAGACCACCAGCCUCAUGAGCCAGGUGUCGCACAUCCACCUGGCCUUCAUGCAUGGCAUCUGUGUGCGCGGCUCGGAGAACAUCAUGGUGACGGAGUUCGUGGAGCACGGGCCCCUGGACGUGUGGCUGCGGCGGGAGCGGGGCCAUGUGCCCAUGGCCUGGAAGAUGGUGGUGGCCCAGCAGCUGGCCAGCGCCCUCAGCUAUCUGGAGGACAAGAACUUGACCCAUGGAAACGUGUGUGGCCGGAAUGUCCUGCUGGCCCGCCCUGGGCUGGCUGAGGGGACCAGUCCCUUUGUCAAGCUCAGUGACCCCGGCGUGGGCCUGGGGGUCCUCUCCAGAGAGGAGCGGGUGGACCGCAUUCCCUGGACGGCCCCCGAGUGCCUGCCCGCCGGGGCCGGCAGCCUGAGCCCUGCCGCUGACAAGUGGGGUUUCGGGGCCACGCUCCUGGAGAUCUGCUUCGACGGGGAAGCCCCCCUGCAGGGCCGCAGCCCCUCCGAGAAAGAACGGUUCUACCAGCAGCACCACAGGCUGCCGGUGCCCUCAUGCCCCGAGCUGGCCGCCCUCACGGGCCGCUGCCUGGCCUACGAGCCUGCCCAGCGACCGUCCUUCCGUACCAUCCUACGGGACCUCACGCGGCUGCAGCCCGGGGAUCUGGUGGAUGGCUUGGCCAUGAACCCAGACUCGCCCGCGUGUGACCCCACGGUUUUCCACAAGCGCUACCUGAAGAAGAUCAGGGACCUGGGUGAGGGCCACUUCGGCAAGGUCAGCUUGUACUGCUACGACCCCACCAACGACGGCACGGGCGAGAUGGUGGCGGUGAAGGCCCUCAAGGCCGGCUGCGGGCCCCAGCUGCGCUCGGGCUGGAGGCGCGAGAUCCACAUCCUGCGCUCGCUCUACCAUGAGCACAUUGUCAAGUACAAGGGCAGCUGCGAGGACCCAGGUGACAAGUCGGUGCAGCUUGUGAUGGAGUACGUGCCCCUGGGCAGCCUGCGGGACUACCUGCCCCGGCACAGCGUCGGCCUGGCCCAGCUGCUGCUCUUCGCCCGGCAGAUCUGUGAGGGCAUGGCCUACCUACAUGGGCAGCAUUACAUCCACCGAGACCUAGCUGCCCGCAAUGUGUUGCUGGACCACGACAGGCUGGUCAAGAUUGGGGACUUUGGCCUGGCCAAGGCCGUUCCCGAGGGCCACGAGUACUACCGCGUGCGCGAGGAUGGCGACAGCCCCGUGUUCUGGUACGCCCCCGAAUGCCUGAAGGAGUCCAAGUUCUACUACGCUUCCGAUGUGUGGUCCUUUGGUGUCACUCUGUACGAGCUGCUCACGCACUGUGACUCCAGCCUGAGUCCCCCGAAGAAGUUCGAGGAGCUCCUGGGUCUCACUCAAGGCCAGAUGACGGUUUUGAGGCUGACCGAGUUACUGGAACGUGGCGAGAGGCUGCCGCGGCCCGACAAGUGUCCCUGCGAGGUCUACCUGCUCAUGAAGAACUGCUGGGAGACCGAGGCCUCCUUCCGCCCCACCUUCCAGAACCUCUCGCCCCUCCUCAAGACAGCCCAUGAAAAGUACCAGGGCCAGUCGGCUUCCGUGUUCAGUGUGUGCUGAGGUGGUGGGCGGCAGGGCGCAGCCGGCCCCACCUUGCUGCAGGGCCCGGCGGAGGACGGGACCCUGAGCUCCUGCCGGCCUUCCCGGUCCC
Ochotona curzoniae (black-lipped pika) is the source of this 3709-nucleotide messenger RNA. It is a transcript of the gene TYK2, whose product is annotated as tyrosine kinase 2. The coding region runs from base 73 to 3618 and encodes 1181 amino acids. The record is from RefSeq and is a predicted model, not a curated record. Gene Ontology annotation, biological process: cell differentiation; cytokine-mediated signaling pathway; intracellular signal transduction. The transcript is spliced from 24 exons. Gene Ontology annotation, cellular component: membrane; cytosol; cytoskeleton. Gene Ontology annotation, molecular function: cytokine receptor binding; non-membrane spanning protein tyrosine kinase activity; ATP binding. NCBI's taxonomy places the organism in Eukaryota, Metazoa, Chordata, Mammalia, Lagomorpha, Ochotonidae.